Messenger RNA from Suncus etruscus (white-toothed pygmy shrew), 2272 nucleotides. It is a transcript of the gene TNK1, whose product is annotated as tyrosine kinase non receptor 1. Gene Ontology annotation, biological process: protein phosphorylation. Lineage: Eukaryota; Metazoa; Chordata; Mammalia; Eulipotyphla; Soricidae. Bases 1 to 2013 code for a protein of 670 amino acids. Gene Ontology annotation, molecular function: protein tyrosine kinase activity; protein binding; ATP binding. The transcript is spliced from 12 exons. The record is from RefSeq and is a predicted model, not a curated record.
AUGCUCCCUGAGGCCACCUCACUGUGGCUGCUGCAGCUGCUCCGGGACACCCAUCUCGCCCAGUUUUACCGGCCCAUCCUCAAGGAGCUGAAUGUUACUCGGCCGGAGCACUUUGACUUUGUAAAGCCCGAGGACUUGGAUGGCAUCGGCAUGGGCCGGCCUGCACAGCGCAGAUUGACAGAAGCUCUGAAGAGGCACCGUGCUGGACACAAGCCCAAGAACUGGGUCUACAAGAUCCUUGGGGGACUGGCCCCCGAACAGAAAGAAACCAGCCCCCUCUCAGACAGCCCUGUGCCCCGCCUGGAGCCAGAGGGGGGACUCAAGUGUCUUAUCCCAGACGGUGCCGUGUGCAGAGGGGAGCUCCUGGGUUCUGGUUGCUUCGGGAUUGUGCACCAAGGGCUCUGGAAGCUGCCGAAUGGCCAGAGCAUCCCAGUGGCCGUCAAGUCCCUCAGGGUCGACCCCGAAGGCCCAGUGGGCACAGAGCUGGGGAACUUCCUGCGAGAAGUGUCCAUCAUGAUGACCUUGGAGCAUCCGAACGUGCUCCGUCUGCACGGCCUCGUUCUGGGCCAGCCUCUGCAGAUGGUGAUGGAGCUGGCCCCACUGGGCUCCCUGCAUGCACGCCUGACCGCUCCAGCCCCGACACCCCCGCUGCCAGUGCCUCUUCUGUGCCUCUUCCUGCGGCAGCUGGCGGGGGCCAUGGUGUACCUUGGGUCUCGUGGGCUGGUACAUCGAGAUCUUGCUACCCGGAACCUGUUGCUGGUUUCACCGCACACCAUCAAGGUGGCUGAUUUCGGACUGGUGCGGCCACUGCGGGGCACCCAAGGACGCUAUGUCAUGGCUGGACCUGGCCCCAUCCCCUUUGCUUGGUGUGCUCCAGAGAGCCUGCGCUGGGGAACCUUCUCUUCUGCCUCGGAUGUUUGGAUGUUUGGGGUGACUCUGUGGGAGAUGUUCUCCAGGGGUGAGGAGCCCUGGGCUGGGGUCCCACCGUAUCUUAUCCUACAGCGUCUGGAGAAGGAUCGCGCUCGGCUCCCCAGACCUCCCCUCUGCUCCAGGGCUCUCUACGCCCUUGCCCGGCGCUGUUGGGCUCCCAACCCUGCUGACCGACCUAGUUUUUCCUGCCUCGAGGAGUUGCUUCAAGAGGCCUGGCCUCUCGAGGGACGCUGCGUUAGAGAUGUCACAGAGCCAGGUGCCCUGAGGAUGGAGCCCGGCGACCCUAUUACCAUCAUUGAAGGCAGCGUCCUUCCCCACAGUGCCGACUCCGCAACCUGGAAGGGCCAGAACGGUCGCACGCUCAAAGCAGGCCUCUUCCCAGCCUCGGCAGUGACUCUGGUUGACUCGGGGAACGUCCCAGCCAGCCGUGCAAUCCACAGAAGUGCCUCUAGCCAGGCAGGGCAGGGCCAGAGAAGUACAGAUGGUGGAGACAGAGAAAAGGCAAAGCUUUGGGAAAAACCUUCAACCCGGGUCCAGAAAAGAAACAUACCCCUAAAGAACAUGAAAGCCAUUUCUAAGAGUCUGGAGUCUGUCCUGUCCCUGGGUCCCCGACCCACCGGGGGAGGCUCGAGCCCUCCUGAACUUCGACAUGCCAGAGCUGUGUCCCAGGAGUCUCCAGGCCUGCCAACCCACCCUACCUUCGCUGCUGCCAACCCUUCUCACCAACCUAGCCAGCCUGUUAAGGAAAAGCCUCCCUGCCUCAAAAGAGAAACUGCACAAUAUCACCCCAAGAAGGCGCAGAAAGCCAACAAGGCCAUUCUCCCCUCUGGAGACCCCUUGCCCGACUCUGAGUUACAGAGAAAGAUCAGAGAGGUGGAGCUAAAAGUGCACGGAGUCACCCACCAAGAGUGCCUGGCAACACUCAGGGCCACCAGGGGAGAUGUGGCUGCAGCCGUUCAGAACCUCAAGGUAGACCAGCUUUUCCACCUGAGUAGCCAGUCUAAAGCUGACUGCCGGCGCAUCCUGGAACAUUACCAGUGGGACCUCUCUGCUGCCAGUCGCUAUGUCCUGGCGCAACGCUGAGUCCUGCUCCUUUGGUCAUGAACACCGGGGAAAGACAUCGUUACUAUGUGGAACCAGCGAGGGACUCAGAAAAGCCAGAGCCAGAUUCUGACAAAGCAGCUCUUUCCACUGUGGGAAAUUCUACUGUAGUCUGGUAUAGGAACAUUGGGCAGUGGUGAACCUUUGUCUCUGAGGGCUCAAGUCCCCUUGGCUUUGGGUCAUAGAAGAAUCUAAUCCGCUUUACCUACCACCUUCCCAAACAAGAGGACGACUUGGAGGA